Messenger RNA from Myotis daubentonii (Daubenton's bat), 2863 nucleotides. RefSeq names its product fibroblast growth factor 18 (gene FGF18). Gene Ontology annotation, molecular function: growth factor activity. NCBI's taxonomy places the organism in Eukaryota, Metazoa, Chordata, Mammalia, Chiroptera, Vespertilionidae. The record is from RefSeq and is a predicted model, not a curated record.
ACGCGGAGGAGGAGACAUGAGCCGGCGGGCGCCCAGACGGAGCGGCCGUGACGCGUUCGUGCAGCAGCCGCGCGCUCCAGCUCUGGAGCGCUGACCCCUGGCCCCGCGCAGCCCCGCGCCCCGGCCAGAGAGCGCACCCCAGCUUCCAGCCCCGCCACGCAUGCUGUCCCCGGAGUGAACCGGACAGCCAGUUUCCCGUGGACGCCCGGACGGCCGGCCGGCCGGCAGUGAGCAAGCUUCCCCGCACCGGCUGGGCGCCUCCUGCAUAGCGGCGGCCGCCCCGCAGCCCCCGCGCCAGCCCGGAGGGCGCAGCGCUCGGGAGGAGCCGCGCGGGGCGCUGAUGCCGCAGGGCGCGCCGCGGAGCGCCCCGGAGCAGCAGAGUCUGCAGCAGCAGCAACCGGCGAGGAGGGAGCAGCAGCAGCGGCGGCGGCGGCGGCGGCGCCGGCGGAGGCGCCCGGUCCCGGCCGCGCGGAGCGGACAUGUGCAGGCUGGGCUAGGAGCCGCCGCCUCCUCCCCGCCCAGCGAUGUAUUCAGCGCCCUCCGCCUGCACUUGCCUGUGUUUACACUUCCUGCUGCUGUGCUUCCAGGUGCUGGCGGCCGAGGAGAACGUGGACUUCCGGAUCCACGUGGAGAACCAGACGCGGGCUCGGGACGAUGUGAGCCGUAAGCAGCUGCGGCUGUACCAGCUCUACAGCCGGACCAGCGGGAAGCACAUCCAGGUCCUGGGCCGCAGGAUCAGCGCCCGUGGCGAGGACGGGGACAAGUAUGCCCAGCUCCUAGUGGAGACAGAUACCUUCGGCAGUCAAGUCCGGAUCAAGGGCAAGGAGACGGAGUUCUACCUGUGCAUGAACCGGAAAGGCAAGCUGGUGGGGAAGCCCGACGGCACCAGUAAGGAGUGCGUGUUCAUCGAGAAGGUCCUGGAGAACAACUACACGGCCCUGAUGUCGGCCAAGUACUCCGGCUGGUACGUGGGCUUCACCAAGAAGGGGCGGCCGCGGAAGGGCCCCAAGACCCGGGAGAACCAGCAGGACGUGCACUUCAUGAAGCGCUACCCCAAGGGGCAGGCGGAGCUGCAGAAGCCCUUCAAGUACACCACGGUGACCAAGCGGUCCCGGCGCAUCCGCCCCACGCACCCCGGCUAGAGGCACAGAGGACUGCACCAGAGGAAUAUUUUUACAUGAAAAAGAAGGAAGAAGCUCUAUUUUUGUACAUUGUGUUUCAAAGAAGACAAAAACUGAACCAAAACUCUUGUGGUGGUGGGGGAGGGAGGGGGGACGAUAAGGAUUGUUGACUUGAACCCCCCCCCCCGCCGCCCCCUCCCCCCCGAUGACAAAGACUCACGUCACGCAAAGGGACUGUUGUCAGCGCACAGGUGCUUGUCUCUCUCAGAACAGACAACUCUAAACGCGUCCCCGGAGGAGGACUUGAAUGAGGAAAACGACACUCUGAGAAACCAAAGUCCUUUUUCCCAAAGGUUCUGAAAGCAAAAGAAAAAAAAAGCAAAAAAAAAAAAGUAGUCAACCACCCCCCCCCCCCACAAAGAACUUCCCCCUCUUUUCCAAUCUCCUGUCCUUGCCCCAAACUCCAACAAAAAUCGCUCUCUGGUUUGCAGUCAUUUAUUUAUUGUCCGCUGCAAGCUGCCCCGAGACACCGCGCAGGGAAGGCGUGCCCCUCGGAAUUCUCGGCGCCUCGACCUCCGACGACAGACGGCCUCGUCCAAUCACGGUGACCCUGCCUUGCUUGCAGCCUGCAGGAUGCUGCUAUGGACCUUCCGUGACCCACGUGACCUAGCACACCAAUGAUAAGGGAAUAUUUUAAAACCAGCUAUAUUAUAUAUAUUAUAUAUAUAUAAGCUAUUUAUUUCACCUCUCUGUAUAUUGCAGUUUCAUGAACCAAGUAUUACUGCCUCAACCAUUAAAAACAAUCGACAAAUUAUUUAAAAAACAAACAAACCACGAGGCAUUGAGUGGUGGCCGGGGGCAGGGCAGGGCAGGGCAGCCCUCCUGUGUUUCGUUCUUCUGGGUCUGUGGUCUUUGCACGGAGAGCUGGGGCCUUGCUCAUUCAUUCAAUUCAUUCAUUCAUUCAUUCAUUCAUUCAUUCAUUCAUUCAUUCACUGAUUUAUUCAACACCUGCUAUGCUCCUGGCACUGAGAAUGCAGCCUUAAACAUAGCAGAUGGCAAUCCUGGCCUUCAGCGAGAUUACAUUCUGAUGAGCCAUUGGUUCGAUGAUUGACUCAGUUGUACGGUCGCCUACAGAUACUCUCACACCAUCUACUCGGCAUCUCUGAUGUGCCACGGCUGUAUUUGAGGCCCUGGGGAUUUAUGAAAGAACACAAGAAAAAAAAUCCCAGCCCUCAGGGAACUUGUACUUAUCAUAAUUCAUCGCUUCAUUCAUGGAUCUAUGGAUUCAUUUACUCAGUAUAUAUCUCCUAAGUCCUCAGUAAGUGCCAGGCACUCGUUUAGGUCCUGGGAAUUCAUCAAAGACCCAAACAGACAAAAAAUAAAAAUCAUGCCUCAUGGAGCUUGCAGGGCAGGGAUUACUCAGCGAGUCCUUUGUGGGGCCCACUCCGGCUGAACAAGGCAGGGCGGCCCCGCUCUCCUCCGCCUGGUGGUGGAGGAGUCAGAGGGCAGGUCAGUGGGGGCCUGGUGUUUCCCUCCUUGGACCCUCACGGGCUGGAGCACAAGGAGCCUGUCUGGCCUCGUCGACGCCCAGGGCCUGUUCUAGGUCUUCCCAGGCUGUCCAGGAGCGUAGGGAGAGGCCGGUGAGCAGACCGGGCAGGAGACUGGCUGAGGUGGGUCCUGCUGGGGUCACCUGCCUCCCGGCCAGGAGAGGUCUCCCAUGAAGCCCUGUGCAGAGAGGAGGG